Molecule: messenger RNA, 5379 nt
Organism: Antechinus flavipes (yellow-footed antechinus)
Lineage: Eukaryota; Metazoa; Chordata; Mammalia; Dasyuromorphia; Dasyuridae
Gene: ANKRD42
Product: ankyrin repeat domain 42
Exons: 12
Coding region: 3566-5068 (500 amino acids)
Molecular function (GO): protein binding
Source: RefSeq, a predicted model, not a curated record
AAUACUAUUAUAAUAUGAAUAUGAAAAUAUUGUGAUUAGUUGGGAUUGUUUUUAAAGGGUGGUUCUUAAAUUUAUUUUGAUUUUUAACCUUUAUAACAAGUUCUUAACAUGGGACCUACAGAUCCAUCCUGCUUAGAAGAGGAAAAAUGCCAUUUUUAUUUCAGUAUAAUUGAUUUUCUUUUAAAUUCUAUAUAUUUCAUUUUAUGCACUGAAAAACCUAAAGAGGCUCAUAGGCUUUAUCACGUCAAAGCAAUUCAAGACACAUAUAUUUGUGUUAAUUUCCUAUAUAUUUUUAACAAAACCUCUUAUCAGAUUUCUCUCUUACAAAAUGAGGAAAUAGACUAACAAUUUAUUCACUUUAUUCAAGCUCACAUUCCCAAUAGUGGAAUUUAGACUUAAAUAUAGGUUUCCUGGCCUGGAGUUCAGUUUCCUUUUAUACCAGUAUAAUCUUAUUUGGAAAACAUACUUGAAUGCCUAACAUGAUCUGUUAUUCUGGGACAUUUACUUUCACUAAUGUGUACUGAAAGAUUCCCUAAAAGAAUUUUUAGCCAACAGGAUCUAUAAACUUAAAAAAAGAAUAAAAUUUUCAGUACGAUUUCCUGUGUAAUUCCAUGUAUUUUUUUUUUAAUGUUUAUAAAGUGAUCCAAGAAUGUCAUCUAGAGACUGCCAAAGUUCCUUACAUAAAAAUGUUUAAGCCCUACUCAAUAAAUUAGUAGAUAGUUUUAGUUUUAAUAUCUAAAAAAAUCAUCAUGUUAUGGUCAAACUGAUACUGGUGCUAUUCUGAGCUAGCUAUUGGAAAUACAAAGACAAAAAUAUAUUAGAUCUUACCCUCAAGGAGCCUAUAUUCUAGAGAGAGGGAUAUAAUUUCAUGUUAAAUAAAUAGAAGGUAAGAAAGAAAUGGCUGGUACCUGAAAGCCUUUUUGGUUUGAUAGAUUGUAUUAGACCUCAACUCAAGUAGACUUGUGAGACUUCAAUGCCACCUUACGUCAUUAGGUGGGUACUGGGUGGGGUAUUAAGUGGCAGAUACAGAACUAAAAGGAACCUUUGAAGGCUAUGUAGUCCAAAAGUUAAGUGCCUUGCUGCAGAGUCACAGCUAUAAAAGUAUCAGUAAACAUUAACUGAACUUGUGUGUUCCAGACUCGGAGCCAAGACUAUCUUAUAUGCCAUCGUGCCUCAAUGAUUUUUUUAAUAGCAAAGUGCCCAGUAAAUACUAGUUGAGUGACAUUGAGAAUUUGUUAUAUGGCUUACAACAAAAUUGACAUGUUGAGUGUCAAUCUAAAUAAACUGUGAUUAGAUCCACUGAACUAUGUAUGAUUUAAAUAAUUGGUUUUAUUAAAACAGGCUGGUAGUAAACAUUUUAAAGAACUUUUCUAAUAUAUGUCAGUUCUAAUAUAUUCAGUAGGUGAAUUAAUAUUGUCUAAAAUUUCAAAUUAGAAUUAAAAGUUUUCUUAUGUUAGUACCUUUUUAAAUAAUGUUUACCUGUUAAGUGAUGGUCUUCUGUCGUUUCUAUGUCCAACUCUGUAUGGACCCUAUUUGGGGUUUUGGCAAAGAUACUGAAUUUUCUUCUCCAGCUAAUUUUAUGUAGGAGAAACUGAUGCAGUAUUAAGUGACUUGCCCAGAAUCACACAGUUCAGUGAGGUUGCAUUUCAACUCAUGAAAAUGAGUAUUCCUGAUUGGAAGCCUAGCACUUAAUGCACCAUCCAGCUGUAAAGUGACUUGCCAGAGGUCACACCAAUAAAUGAUGGUAAAGCCAGAACCAGAAUACUAUCUUUAUUAGUCGAGACGGACUAAUACACACACAGACACACACAGACACACACGCACAGAGUUUUAAAAUGUCACAAAUUCUAGCUAUAUAUUAUGUGUAUGGUACUGUGGAAAGUGGGGAAUACAAGAGAAAUUUUAGUAAAAUAAAGGAUCUGAUCUUUCCUUCCAAUUCUAAAUUUACAUCUUAUAGCACAGUCUCUGCAUACAAUGUUUAGGAUCUUGUACAAGAUUACAAAAAACAACAAAACAAAACCCCAAACUUUAUGUAUAGUAUUGCUGUUCAGACAUUUAGUCACCUCCCACUGUGACCCAGUACUGACCACACUUCAUUGGGUUUUCUUGGUAAAGAUGUUGGAGUGAUAUGCCAUUUUCUACUCCAGUGGAUUAAGGCCAACAGAUUAAUUGACUUGCCCAGGAUCACACAGCUAAAAUGAGGCUGAAGAGGAUUUGACUCAGGAAGACUCAUCUUCCUGACUCCAGAUGUGACACUCCAGGUGGGUCACUCUGAUCCCGGGCAAAUCAAUUCACCCUGUUUGCCUCAGUUUCCCCAUCUGUAAAAUGAGCUGGUGAAGGAAAUGGCAAUUGGCUCCUCUAUCUCUGCUACACAACGGGACAAAACUGAAGCGAUGAGAAACUUGUAGGCUCCAGGCCCCAAGCUCUAUCCUUCCGGUCAUCUAGCUGCCUCUCUGUAUAUUACCGUUCCCUCAUCAGGGCCGAGGAGAAUGGAUUAUUCAGGGUGGCAGGCAUGGAUCGAGGUGCUGGACUCCCAGUCUAAGGCUUUUGUCUGAAUCCUGUCUCAGAUCCCAGCUUGGGGAACCCUGGGAGGGUCCUAUUAACUCUUGGCACUGGAUCAAAUGAAAUAAAACAUGUAAGGAGCUUUGCAAACGUCGAAGUGUUCCAUAAGUACUAGUUAUAAAAUUCUGAGCAGAAAUGGACAGUGUAGCUCAAUACCUUCACUUUUUAGAUAGGAAAGCUGAGGCUCCUAGGUGAGACUUGCCCCAAGGCUGAGCUAGGAACAUGUUUUCUGACUCCAAAUUUGGCAGUCAAUCCUGGAUUCUUUUCGCCCUUUUGCUGCUUUUCCCACCCUCCACUUCGUCCCUCCCUUUUUUUCCUUCCUCUCGCCUCCGUGGGGUGUUACAACCAUGGUUUUUGUCAGGAACGGGGGCCGAGGCUCUGAGUUGAGCAGUGAAUUGUCCGAGGUCACACAGCUAAGAGACCGGCGGAGCGCCAGUCCCUGAUCCAUCACAUCGAACAGCCCCCCGCGCCCCACCCCCGGGCCGGGCACCUACACGGAAGGCAGUCCGGGUGGUCCCAACGACGGCGCUAUUCACACAACCAGCGUCUCGGGACGAGAGAGGAGCAAUCGGAGGCUGCUCCGCCACGAUUAUUUGAGCAGAUGAAGUUAACAGACCUAAGGCCGAGCGGGGGGCAAUCCCUCGGGGAAAGCUACCUCUCAUUCAGCCUCCCGAAAGACACGCAGCUCAGCCCACGGGACAGUAGGGUGGGGUUGGGUGGGGUGGGUAUAUAUAAAUAUAUAUAUAUACGGGGGUGGGGUGGGUGGGUUCAGGAAAAGUGGUCGGCCUUCCAGGAAGCGGAAGUGACGUGACUUCCCCGGAUGUUUACCCGUUCCCGAAGUAACCUGUACCCUCCAGAUUCCUGACUACGGGGAGUUGGAGGUUGAAAGCUGGAAACCGAUAGCGAAGACAGAGACGACUGUGUCGCCGAAGGCGGCUGGGGGUCGUCUCAGUGGCCUCAGGAAUACCCCUUGCCCGUGUCCAUCGCCACCCCCCUCGAGCCCAUGACCGUCUCGAAUUCCAGGAAGAAGAUUCACUUUGUUAGUAUACAUGAUGCAGUGAAAGCUGGUGAUGUGAAACAGCUAGCAGAAAUUGUAGAGAGUGGAAUCAACAUUAAUGAGGUUGAUGUCCUCCAUAAAUUUACCCCUUUACAUUGGGCAGCACAUUCUGGAAGUUUGGAGUGUCUUCACUGGUUGCUGUGGCAUGGGGCUGACAUCAAGAGUGUAACCCCAGGAGGUUGGACAGCUGCUCACAUUGCUGCAAUCAGAGGUCAAGAUGCCUGUAUGCAGGCUCUUAUAAUGAAUGGAGCAGAUCUUUCUACUCAGGAUGUUCGCGGCUGCACUCCAUCACACCUUGCUGCAACACAUGGACAUUCUUACACAUUACAAGUUAUGCUCAGAAGUGGAGUGGAUCCCAAUGCUUCUGAUAAAUGUGACUGGAAACCUGUGCAUUAUGCUUCUUUUCACGGGCGCCUAGGCUGUCUGCAACUUCUUGUUAAAUGGGGAGCCACUCUAGAAGAUGCGGAUCAGAAUGGAAACCUUCCAGUUCAUUUUGCAGCAAUGGAAGGUCACCUUUACUGUUUUAAGUUCUUACUCAGUAGAAUGAGCAGUGUGACGCAGGCCUUAAAGGUCUUCAAUGAUAAUGGAGAAAAUGCAAUGGACCUAGCACAGAGAUUCUUCAAAGACAACAUUCUACAGUUUAUACAGGGGACUGAAUUUGAAGGAGAUAAUCAAAACAAUCAGGAAAAUUUAGCAUUUCCAGGUCAUGCAGCUGCUUAUAAAGGAGAUUUGGAGAUGCUUAAAAAAUUAGUGGAAAAUGGAAUAAUUAAUAUCAAUGAGCAUGAUGAUAAUGAAUCUACUCUUCUGCACAGAGCUGCUGGUCAAGGUCAUAUAGAAUGUUUGCAGUGGCUGAUUGAAAUGGGAGCUGAUGUUAAUAUUACCAACAAAGAUGGGGAGACUGCAGCUGACACAGCUAAGAAGUUUGCCCAUUUGUCAGCAGUAUCACUUUUAGCAGGGUUACAGAAAUAUGAAGUUGAAGAUCAUACUGAAAUUGAUGACCAGGAUGUGAAGUUUUUUGAAAAACAUGGUGUUGAAGGAAGCACUGAUGCAAAGAAUGAGUUAUCUCAGAGUGAAGCUGAAAAAAGAGAUGCACGAAUAAGAGCUUAUCAGAAGAUUGUAGAAUUGAGACAUCUUCUAGAAAUUGCUGAAAGUAACUAUAAACAUCUGGGAGGAAUAUCAGAAGAAGACAUAAAACAGAAGAGAGAAGAUCAAGAGUCUGAAAGGAUGAUCAAAGAGCUGCAGGUCCAACUAGAAGGUGAACGAUUACGUAGAGAGAAAUUGGAAUUUCAACUAGAUGAAUUCCGAGCAGAAGUCAGUCAUCACCGAACUCCUGUCGAUCAAAUUCGCCUCACCAGUUCUGUGGAGGAUGACUCUUCUGACUCAAACAAAGAUAAAAGAAAAGUGAAAAAAAAGGUCACAUCCUCUGGAGGAGUAAUUUUGAGAAGAUAAUCAGUGAGUGACACUACUUUCAAUGAAAAAAAUCUGUUUGAUUUUUCCCUUUCAUGUUAAGUUGACAUGUCUCCUAUUCAUUGCUCAGUAUUCUUCUGAAGGGCAAAGAUCUGUGCUAUUACAUGAUUGAAAAAAGCAAAAAUAUAAAUGAACUAUUGUAAAGAAUUUAACGUAUUAAAUUAGUGUAGUGUCAUUCUUCCCCUCUUACCCCCAUACACUUUUCAGAUAUCUUCUUAGGCAAUGUCAAAGAUUCAAAAAUAGAUUUAUACAUGUUAAUAAAAUUGGCUUUACAAAAAUGUAAAGUAAACCAA